This is a messenger RNA of Doryrhamphus excisus (bluestripe pipefish), 3823 nucleotides long. It is a transcript of the gene ttc7a, whose product is annotated as tetratricopeptide repeat domain 7A. Gene Ontology annotation, molecular function: protein binding. NCBI's taxonomy places the organism in Eukaryota, Metazoa, Chordata, Actinopteri, Syngnathiformes, Syngnathidae. Gene Ontology annotation, biological process: protein localization to plasma membrane; phosphatidylinositol phosphate biosynthetic process. The record is from RefSeq and is a predicted model, not a curated record. Gene Ontology annotation, cellular component: plasma membrane.
GGCGCAUCCUCUCUGACAGAAGAAGAAGAAGUGGUUUCACUUGAGGCCAAAAUGUCCAGUUUCCAGAGAGAAAAUGACGCCGCUAAAUCGCUUUUCAGAAGACUUGAGGUUUUAUUUGAUGUCGUACGAUAGCUGACUGUUAAAGUAGUGCGUGUUUGUUCAAACCCAGUGCUGUGACUUAAGACAAUCCCAAUGGAUAUAGUUGGAUUUGUGUCUCUAGCGGUUUAUUUUGCACUUCAGCACUUUUACUCAGCUUUAUCAUUUGUUAGUUUGACCUUUCCCUGACGCCUCAGCCGGCCUGCGAAUAUGCUGAGUCUGGCCCGAUAAAUCAAGACAUAACUGAACUUUUUUUUUUUACAUUUCUUGUGUUCACAAUUCAUACACACGCUUCGAAGGCACAGUAGUUUAUUUGUGUUGUUUAUGAAACACAGGAAAUGUUACAUUGCUCUUUCCUCAGCUCCACUUGAUCCCUUAAUGCGCUAACUGAAGAUUAGCAUGAGUUCGAGUUCCGCUCCACUACCGCUAAGUCUGCAGUCACUCCCAUCGUGUCCGGAGAGUACAGUCAGCAUCGGGACAGAGCGGCCAUGGCAUCCCGGGUGUCGUUCACCCAGCUGCGGCUGGAAGCGGAGCUGGAUCGGUACCGGGCCGAGUGUCAGUGGGACAGGAUCCCCCCCAUCAUCGAACACAUGCAGGCGGCACGCAUGCACGAAGACGAUGAUUACGGGACGCUGCUAUUGGCCGAGGCACUUCUAGAAGAGUGCUUACAAGAAAAUAUGGACCUUUUACGGCACUCCACACCUUUGAUGGACAAGACGCAACCCAGAUUAUGCCGAGCCAAAAGCUACCUCAACACCAUCCUAAGCCGAGGCCGCCUCACGCCCCGGUACUUGAAUGAGGCUCUGCUGCUGAUGGCCAAAGUGCACUAUGUGCAGGGGCGCCACCGCGAUGCCCAGGGAAUGUGUGCCAGGGUGGGACUGGAGGAGCUUACACGUGACGACCAACCUACCUACCACCUACGCCUGCUGGCUGAGGCCUUCAUCAUUAAAGGGUUGUCUCUGGACCACCAGGCACUUUCUUCAGUGUCUCGCGUCCGUCUGCUAGAGCGGGAGGAAGAGAGUCUUUCCUGUUACCUCAAAGCUUGCGAUGCUGCGCUGUCCUACCUGCAGGAGCUUGAUAAGGUGGUAACAACGCCCCACAAUAAAGCAGCCAAACUCACUCUGCUUUCUGCACCUGCGGACAUGGACUUGGGUUUCUUUCUGCAGGCGGCCCUGCAGAGCGCUUACUUGUGUUUGCUGCACAGAGGUCAUUUGGCGCAGGGUGCUCACCAGCUGCGUCGGGUGAUGCGGGUGGUGGAGUCACGAGCCUCUCAGGGUUUCAGGAAGGCUGCAGCAAGAAAGCUAGCAGAGGUGCUGCUGAGCUCGGUGAGUGAAGACGGCUACUGGCCCCCUCUGGGCCCCCCACCCUCCGCCUGGCUCCGUCGAGAGGGCGCCGCCACCUCCAAAGAAGCGCUCUACCCGACAGUCAAACCACCGCAGCGUUACAGCACUGACAGUUGCUUCUGUCCCCAGGACGUAGUAGAAGAGGCCGUGUUGCUGCUUCUCAUCACCGAGUCCAUGGCCAGUGGUGAUGCGGUCAUCAGCCGGCAGCCAGACCAGGCUGAGGCACGCCAGGCCACCAUGCAGGAUUCGGUCUCGGUGUACGACUUGCUCACUGUUGGCAUGGCCAGGAGGGGGCAGUACACCAUGUUGUCUGAGUGUCUGGAACGAGCAAUGAGGUUUUCAUUCAACGAGUUCCACCUCUGGCACCAGCUGGGCUUGUCACUCAUGGCGUCUGGGAAGGUUGUCGGUGCCGUGUCUGUUUUGAAAGAAUGUGCCAGGAUGAGACCGGAGGACCCGUCGUUGCCGCUGUUGGCUGCCAAAGUUUGCAUCAGUCAGCUGCACUGGUUCUCAGAAGCAGAGGCUUUGUCCCAAAGCGUUGUGUCGAUGGGAGAAGGAGCUGGAGAAUUUCUUCCUCGGGCCUACCUAGCUUUGGGACUCUCCUACAGUCUGCAGGCUUCGGAUGCCUCCCUGAAAGAAGAUCGGAACGAGUACAACAAAAAAUCACUACGGAUUCUGAGAAAGGCUCACUCAUUGGACCCGCUGGAUGCUCACAUUGCCAUGUGCCUGGCUCUCCAGCUAGCUCUCGUACGCCAGGUAUCGGCAGCCAUGGAGCCCCUGCAGGAGGCAUUAUCUCUCCAAGGGGAUGACUUACACUCCCUCCACCUGCUGACUCUUCUCCUCAGUGCUCAGAAGCAACACCGCCACGCCCUGGACACCUUGGAACUGGCCCUCAGCCAACACCCUGACAACUUCAAUUUGCUGUUCACAAAGGUGAAGCUUGAAGAGGUUCUGUUCGGCCCAGGCGUCGCCUUACAGACCUGUGAAGAAAUGCUGCAAUGCUGGCAAAGCCGCUAUGAUGUCAGUCACUCAACCGAGACCGAUGACACGAGUAGCGUGCCAGCGGUGGAGAGGCCCAAUGCCAGCCCCGGAGUCACCAAGACAUCCAUCCACCUCACUCUGCCUGACUUCCAAGACACUUCCACCGGUUCAAAGAGUCCGUCAUCGGUUGCUGCAUCUCGCCUGGAUGCAGCACUCUCAGAAGUGUCGGACAUUAGUUCCACGCAUCGCCAAGGACCUCCGUACAUCUGGACAACCCUGGAACGGAUCUGGCUGCAAGCUGGAGAGCUGUUCAUGGAAGAUGGCCGACUGAAGGAAGCCCAGUUUUGCAUCGCCGAGGCCGGCUCUCUCUAUCCCAACUCUCACUCGGUGUUGCUACAGAGGGGCCGCCUAGCUGAGCUUCGGGGUCACAUGGAUGAAGCUAAAAUUCUCUACGAUGACGCCCUGGCCAUCCACCCUACUGGGGAGCGCAUACUGGUGCACUUGGGUCGACUGCUGGUGAAAAGCGGGCGUGUACACCUAGGGGAGAAGGUCCUGCGCGAUGCGGUUCAGGUCCACAGCACAUCACACGAAGCGUGGAGUGGACUGGGCGAGGCGCUGCAGUCUCAAGAGUCCGGUCAGGCCCCCGACUGCUUCCUGACAGCUCUGGACCUGGAAGCAUCCUGCCCCAUUCGACCUUUCUCCAUCAUCCCCAGGGAGCUCUGACAGGUUUGGACUGAAAGUGAAGCUUUGGAGAUGAUCCGGUUUGCAACCACAACUUAAAUGCAGUCGUGUGUUCCAUUUCGGAACCUCAGGUGUUUGCUUCUAAUUUGCUGAUUUUUAUAGAAGACUCAUUUUUGUUAGUAGAAUAAGUCUACUAUACCUUUUAUUUACUUCUUAGACGGCCAUGAGGUUUAGUAUCGACUAAAACAGUUCCAUGAAAGUCUAGAAUGGACCCUCAGAAAUCUCUUUGGAGGGGCUGUUGGUUUGCCGCUUCGUUAGAAAUAGAAGUGUGUCAUUCUGGGGAUUGAACGUUGAAGAAGUCUUAAGGGAAGAAAACCCCAGGAAAACCAAAGAAAACUCAAACUCAACCAGACUGGGAAGUGAGGGAAAUACGAGGUUUUAGAUUUUUAGACAAUAUUCCCCCAGAAGUGCCCUGAUGGUCCGGCGUACUUUCUGUUUCUGCUUUGCAUUCCUUUUGGGAUUGGAAAAUUAUUAUAUUUUUGCAAGAAAAAGUGGAUUUUUAUUUCUUUCUUGAAACUGCCAGGAAAAUAUAAUCCGUUUCUUAGCGUUGUGGUCUAUUAGAGAGGGGAAUUUUAUUAUAAAAUUACAUUUAAAAUGAUUAAGUAAAUGUGUGUUGUGAUAGAAAUGCUGAUGCCUGUGAUUCUUUGCUAACCCCCCCCCCCCAC